AUGAAGUUCACUCUGAUCUCCUCCGCUCUCUUCCUGGCCACUGCUGCCAUGGCCUCCCCAGAUGGCCUUGAUAUAAACUCUAUCGUCUCCGACGUCGAAGGCAUCUACUCAACUGCCGUCGACGGCGGCCAAUCCAUCGGAUCCGACAUCGCCUCAAAGGCCACAUCUUUCGCCGAAGCCGCGAGUACCGGCGGAGCCGCUGCCGUCUCAUCCAUCGAAAGCGAGGCUUCUGCCGCUGCCAGUGAAGCCCGCUCUAUCGGCUCUGACAUUACUAGCCGGGUUGUUACUGCGGUUUCUGCUCAGACUACUCUGACCGACUCCGCCGGCUCAACCACCGCUACCGAGUCGGCUACCAUAACCAGCACAAUCUCCACCGGGUCUCCUUCCAGCUCUUCCGAGUCUUCCGCCUCUUCCGGUUCAUCCUCCACCUCCUCCGGCUCAUCCUCCACCUCUGACAAUGGCGCCUUCGCCCGUCCCACUGCUGUCGGCGCUGUUGCUGCGGGCAUGGCCGGUGUCCUUGGUCUCAUGGUUGCACUGUAA
Penicillium crustosum is the source of this 540-nucleotide messenger RNA. RefSeq names its product putative GPI anchored protein. The transcript has a single exon. Lineage: Eukaryota; Fungi; Ascomycota; Eurotiomycetes; Eurotiales; Aspergillaceae. The record is from RefSeq and is a predicted model, not a curated record. The coding region runs from base 1 to 540 and encodes 179 amino acids.